UGAAAAAAUUUAUUUAUUGUUGAGUAACGUUGAGCACCACUCUUAGCUACCCAAUCAUUCAAAACGACGUAACUCAGUAUUGUGGUUGGUGCUUCAGUCUGAGUUGAUAUCUUGUCGAAGGUGGAACAAUAUAAAAUUCACAAUUAUCAUUACGACAUAUUUUUGUUAGAAAUGAUACAAUAAACAUACGAUAUUAUUUUUUUUUUUAAUUUUAUAAACUUUUUGUGACAGUGUACCGUUUUUAUUGAAAUUUUUCAUAAAUUUUUAAUUGUAUGAAAAUGGUAACGCAUAGCAUGGAAAAAAUUUUGAAAAUGCAGUAUUACACCUCAACUAAUCAAGUGUCUCCGUUGAACCGAAAAAAACGUUGUUUAAGUAAAGAGCAAGACCCCAUGUCGCAUAGGAUUAUUGAGAAGCGAAGAAGAGAUCGUAUGAAUAAUUGUUUAGCUGAUCUUAGUCGACUUAUACCUACUGAGUACUUGAAGAAAGGCCGAGGGCGAGUUGAAAAAACUGAAAUUAUUGAAAUGGCUAUUCGGCACAUGAAAUAUCUUCAGGGCGCUCAUCAAGAUACGAAACAUCCUUCAGUAACAAACAUUCAUAAUCACCAGGAAGAUAGUGUUGACAGUGUUUCACAUUCAGCAUCUGGAUCAAUAGCCACUGAACAUUACAGAAUGGGCUUUCAAGAAUGUCUCAGCGAAGCUGUACAUUUCCUUGUUGAAGGAGAAGGCUUUUUUGCAAGAGAUUCUUUAUGUGUACAAUUAAUCAACCAUUUGCAACAGCAUUGUGAAAAGAUUGUUGCUAGAAGUGAUAGACUGGGAUUUCCUCACCCAGAAAUGCCAACAUUAAACGAUACUGGAGCUUCUAGUUUUGUUGACGCAAGUAUUCCAACACUUUGUCCACAGACGAAUCAUUCAGAUCGUGGUUCGAGCUCCGGAAUCAGCUCACUUAGUGAUUCUGAACGUCCUCAACAGAUAAUUCCUCCACCUACAAUGGCUAGCGACGAUAGCAAUCACAGCAGUCAUUCAAACAACGCAUCCUCAUCAGUUCCCAGGCCGUCAAAUUACAAAUUCAAAAGUUCAAUUAAACAAAGAUUCUCCGCGGAAAGGAUAAAAUCAUCGCCAUUAGCCCCUUCAGAAAAGUCACAUGGCGUACCAAUUUUCGCUUUACAUGAAGGGGGUGCUUUUUAUAUUCCGCUAACAAUAGAUUCCGGUUUUAUUAGACCUCAAAUGUCUUAUAUAACCGAUACUGGACCUGACAUCGUGCUUCAUCCUGUAACGAUCUCUGUUAACUUCAACCAAGCAUCCAAUCCAACGUGGUCACCUCAAUACAGUCCAAGACAUCAAGAUCAUUUGUAAUAAUUACAAUAAAAAUAACUAAUAACUUUACAGAAUACUCUAAAAUAACUUCCAAUGUCACGUGAUAGCAGAUAUAUUUUUUUAAAUGAUUGCGCAAUUAUACAUUAAUAAAUCAUCAAACCUUAUUUUAUAUACAUAAGAAGCAUUUAUCUAUUUUGUAAUAAAUAACGUAUUGAUUAUAUAUUAUAUAAUAUUAUACAUUACAUUAUUAUAUGUUAGAUUCGGUUUAAUGUUAAUGCCGUAUUAUUUUUAAAUUGUCAAUGUUUAUCGAUCGACCCUUCGAGUAUUUGCCGUUUAUCCUUUAUUACUUAGCUUACUUUUAAGAUGAGGUAUUUUAAUAUCAGUUAUUAAUUAGUUAAUUUCAC
This is a messenger RNA of Cotesia glomerata, 1717 nucleotides long. It is a transcript of the gene cwo, whose product is annotated as transcription factor cwo-like. Gene Ontology annotation, biological process: regulation of neurogenesis; regulation of circadian rhythm; anterior/posterior pattern specification. Gene Ontology annotation, molecular function: DNA-binding transcription factor activity, RNA polymerase II-specific; RNA polymerase II cis-regulatory region sequence-specific DNA binding; protein dimerization activity. The coding region runs from base 273 to 1352 and encodes 359 amino acids. The record is from RefSeq and is a predicted model, not a curated record. NCBI's taxonomy places the organism in Eukaryota, Metazoa, Arthropoda, Insecta, Hymenoptera, Braconidae. Gene Ontology annotation, cellular component: nucleus. The transcript is spliced from 4 exons.